CCUAAAGUGGAUAGAUAUUCCUUGGUCGAGUUUCAAGUGUACGAGAAUAUAGGUUUGUCACAUUUGCAAUUUUUUAGGCUUUUUCCAAAAUAAAAAUGACGGAAGGUGAGGUUUUUUGACUACACAUAGCCAGAGAAGCACAUUCUUUCAAUUCCAGAAGUUCGUAUGAACAAAAUUUCUAGCCGACAUUCCGUGCCACUGUGAUUUUUUACCUAUCGAGAACCUCCAUAGCACAUCUUUGACACAAUAGUUUAUAAACCAGUGCAGCAAGAAAAUGACUGAGCAGCAAAUUGCAUCUCGGUUGCAAAAAGCAGGUGGCAUAAGUGUCGUUCACCUGUGUCGCGCGUUAAAGCUCACCAAGGGUGCUGCUGAGGAGAAACUGGCAGACUUCCUCAGCAAGAAUAGCAAAGGAGAGAAUCUUGUCGGAUGCUAUCUGGUCUCGGUGGAUGACAAAAUCUCCACCACAGUUGCUUCCGUCGAGCCUGAACCUUCCUCCUCGGUAAAAUCGAAGCUAAAUGCCGAUGGCGAACAAGCCAACGCACGAAAGAAGAACGAAAGUGCGAGAGCAGAUUCUUUUGAGGCGAGAGGUACAUCUUUUUCUCUUCCGACUACAAUGCCCGUUCGGCGCUGCGGUCUCGCUGUCGGCCAGAAGGAGCUAGAAUUGAGGAAGAGGGGUGUGGAAAACGUGGAGUCGAGGCUGCUGGGAAUCUGCACAGAAAACGAGAAAGCAAUCAAGAAAUUCAAGGUGUGGAUGUCAAUGAAUAUAUGUAAGUAAUGAAGCUGCAGCACGGUGCGCGCAGGUUAUCGACCCCAAAUUGCUUUCCUCGGGUCCUUUACGACUCUCCGCGUGACGUCUUCACAUGUUGCAAACUUAGAAUUACCAGACGAAGGAAAUCUCCAGGCUAGAGAGACUCAACGUUAUCACCAGCACCCAUUUCAAUUGCAAACUGUUCAGGCAGACACACUUGUUGAAGACUGGACGCAAACCACGAAGGCGAGUGUACCGCUAACCGGAUACGCGCAUGUCGAUUUCUCCGACUCGAAGAAGGCACCGAAAAUGCAACCGGCGGGCACGUUUCAGGGAGGAGCAUUCCGCCUCCUGAGUGAAAUCGAUGCAGCAGGCGGCCUACAAGGUAUUCUGCCUUUGCAGCCAGACACGACAGUUAUUCAAUUGUACAUGGAUUUGAAUUUCAACAGAAAGCAAGGAAAUGCUGUCAGAUCAAAUAUAACACGGAUGAGGUGCUUGAUGAAACAAAUGUCAGAAAUUCUAGUCAUUUUAUUCUGUGUGUUUGAGACGCUUGUUCAUGAUCAUACGCUCUUUCUGGAUGACAAAUUUUCACUGUACUACUUUGUUUCCUGCUCAGCUCUGGUAACGACGAAGCUUCCAGUCGCAACUGGAGAAGUCAAAUGCCUUCCCCCCGAUAAUGAUGGAGGAGGACAGUGUAUGCAGGACCUGAUGUUGGGGCAGAAGCGGUCUUUCGCACAAGCUUUUGAAGAUGUACCGACUCCGAUAGCGAAGGACAAGCAUGCCGAUGACUUACAUGUGGCUUCCGUGCGACCUUCAAACGGGGACGCAGCUCCUCCGCCUACACCUGUAGCAGCUCCUGUGCCGUUGAAGACUCCAGAAGGGCAUCCAGGAGAAAGCUUGAGGCAAUGAUCGCAGUGUCGUUCUCACGAGGUUUGUACUUACUCUUCAGAUUAUGUCUACGAGGAUUUUUGCAGAUCAGGUUGUACUAGUGAUGGGUGUAUUAGAGUGAAUUAUUGAGGCGACUUGGACUUCUAAAAGUAAAAGCAGUUGGCGCUGAUGACGUGGCAAAACCUCACGUCGCGGCAGUUGUUCCAACAGCGCCGCCUCUCACAGCGGGCAGCGCGACGCUAACGGAGGAUCAGCGAGCUCUCAUCGCGAAAAGGAGGGAAGAAGCACGAAAAAAGCGUGAGCUAAUUCAACAACGGAAGCAGCAAGAGGCGAACGCAGAAACACAGCCGAUAGACACUGCUACAACGUGAACUCCACCUGUAGGUUUUGAGAAAUCUCCAGGUUAGCUAGUUGUUGUAGCUGCUAGUUGUUGUAGCUACUGAUGAAGAUGAUAUUUAGGCGUUGGAGCAUUUUUUCCCAGUUACGCGGACUUUUAUCAUUUUGAGAUUUCUUCAUCAUGUAAUAAUCGCGUAAGAAAGGGAUAGGGAGUAGCGCCUGGCUGCGCCUGUAAGUCUAGUUUCGUGCGACGGACGUAGACGGCGUUGGGCGAUGGAAGAAGGCCAGUCCUCCUCGGUUGACACAGUAAAUUCGAUGUGUGGUCAUGGAAACAUUUUUCCAAACUAGUCGAUGCGAUUCGUUGGCGAUGAAAAAAUUCUUCUUUGAUAAAAAUAGCGACGUGUGUUGCUAGCUUAUUCCCGCGAAGCGACUUCAAUACUCCUACGUGGGUAUUCAUUUAUUUUACAACUCUCGACGAGUAUCUACUUCUUGUUCUUGAAAAUCUGGAGCGGAUGGUUGAGAGGAUGGAGCUACGACGCUAGAUUGCGUGACUCAGUUUUUUCCGAC
Messenger RNA from Amoebophrya sp. A25, 2539 nucleotides. Lineage: Eukaryota; Dinophyceae; Syndiniales; Amoebophryaceae. The record is from the annotation of a GenBank genome assembly.